Messenger RNA from Coniophora puteana RWD-64-598 SS2, 1899 nucleotides. RefSeq lists its product as uncharacterized. The transcript is spliced from 10 exons. Lineage: Eukaryota; Fungi; Basidiomycota; Agaricomycetes; Boletales; Coniophoraceae. The record is from RefSeq and is a predicted model, not a curated record. Bases 1 to 1899 code for a protein of 632 amino acids.
AUGUACUCCAAGUAUCCGUGGCUUGCUCUCGCAGAGGACGAUUGGAAGGUCGACUACCUCGGUAAGGACAGUUUCCCCAACUUCAAGAGAAGCUACCUCGACGAUCUCGGGAACAUCAGGCCCGAGAUCCUGGCCAAGAUGGAGGACAACCCCGAGGCAGCUGAGGCCAUCCUCAAGGAUUCCGAGAGCACGUCAGCAUCUAGUCAAGGCGCUCGUUCCAAGGCUGCAAAAUCAAGCAAGCGAAGCCGUUCUCCCUCUGCAGAUGAAGCCACCGUCUCCACCAAGCGCGCCAAAGGGAAAGGCAAGGAAAAAGAAAACGAUCCUGCCCCUCCUCCUCCUCCUUCCCCCGAAGCCAUUUCCGAUCAAGAUAAUCUGGAUGACCCCAACCCGAUGGGCGUGGGUGCAGACGAGGUCACUCGGCAGGACAGCCCUGUUAUCGAGCGCGAGGAUGCCCUUGCCAUUGAUCCUACCGACUGCACCCGCGUUAGCAAUGUCGAACGUGACGACAUUCCCGAGAACAGGGACGAAGAAGUGUUUGAGCCACAUACGUUCCCCUCUGACUCACCUGAUGCAAACGAAGAGGGGAGUUGUGAAUCGUCUCCGCUUCCGUGGCUCGAGAAGGAGCGUGCAGAGAGGGAGCAAUCAGAGCGUGCUGCCACUACCAACGCAUGUGCCAGUGGGCUUCCCGCCGAUCACGCUGCUGCUUCUCGCCAAAAGGUGGCGACUCCCACCGAGCCGAGGACCACCGCAGCGCCAGCUCCAAGCCAAGACCUGGAGCAAGAGCCUCUUCCCCGCAUGCUACCGGUGCUCAAAUUCAAGCUGAGCAAGAAGGCCAUCCCUGCAGUGCCUUCUGAAGAGGCGACUCACGAGCAGGAUAUAUGUAGCCAAGUCCACACCUCGGCCUCAAGUACAUCUACUCCCCUGUUGGUGUCACCACCCGUCACGAAAACCACGCGCUCAACGGCUCGCAAGUCGGCAGCUGCCACUACACCCUCCAAGCCACCGUCUCAAGCGUUCAAGUCUCGCGCUCAGGCUGUCCUCGAGAAUCCCUCUGAGUACACCAAAAAAUCUCGCUCGCAGUCUCGCAAGGAAGGCUUUAGUGAGCCCGUUCCCGGCGCAUUCGACCAUAAACCGGAGGCUGGAGUGUCUGGUCAACACAAGGAGGAGGAUGCGGCUAAGGAGGCCUUUGAUCCUGGGGAUAAGAAGGAUGGAAGGACGCUCUGCGCCAUUCGGUGGCUUGAGAAGGAGAAGAAUAAAGGCAGCGUAGUCGACGAGUUCGACUUUGCUCGAUACUACAAGAACCUGGCCCCAGGUCUCAAAAAGAAAUACACUGCUGAGGCCAAGAAACUGCGAAAUGGACGAUUUAAACCCACGUAUUACAGCCAGCCGCAUGUCCGAUUCUGUCGGAUGAUGCACCUGUAUGCAACAAAAUGGAGUGCAUACACCCAUCUCUCGCAGACAGCUGCAUCUGCGGCAAUAUCGCAGGAUUCCACUGGGGCUGAGGCGCGCCAGGUAGAGGACAGGGUAGAGGAGAUUAAACAGCUUCGGGACGCUAGCACUGCACCAGGGGGGCUUACGGAGCAACAGAGGGCUGAGGGAAGUGGUCCAAAGCCAUUCAAGACACCGUUCAAGACAGUGUCAGCAAACGAAGCCGAAAAUCACGAACAGCCUACCUAUGACGCAGAGCUUGUCCUUCUCGGGAUCCCUCUACACCCUCCCCGCUCAUCAGCGACUCCUCCACCUGCUUGUUUGCAUGUACCUGUGUCUAGGCCAUCUCAGGCUGCAGGCGCGGUGCUGGAGCUGGAGAACAGCAUUAACGUGGAAGGGGUCAAUGGUGGUGGUGGUCGAAGGCAAGGGCUUACGCAUACUCGCACCAUCAUCGGGCAGUUCAAGUUCUAA